AUGGAAAGCCUUCAUAACCGUAACAUCCAUAUCCCACUAUUUUCUCUGCUUUUUUUUCUCUUCCACUUCUCAUCCCUUCACUUUCUCUCUUUAGCCUAUGAGCAACCUGAUAAGUAUUUCGUCAAUUGUGGGUCUAAAGAUGAUGCAAACCUCAAUGACCGGGUGUUCACUGCAGACUCGAGUUCUGGUUUUUUGUGCUUAGAGAAAAGCAGGGCCGUUGAAAGUACCAACCAGUCGCAAAGUCUGUACCGAACAGCAAGAAUUUUCUACAACCAAUCCUACUAUGAGUUCCCGAUCGCUGAAAACGGUACUUAUAUUGUCCGUCUGCAUUUCUUGGCUUUCUCCUCCUCAAUUAAUCUUUCAUCAGCUCUUUUUGAUGUUUCGGCUUUUCCUACUGUUUCAAAUUUUGGGUUCAAACUGUUGAACAAUUUCACUGCCAAGAACAGUAGCAACCCUCCUUUGAUAGAGGAGUUCUUUCUUGCCAUUGGUCCUGGCUCAUUGAAAUUAUAUUUUACACCUCAAGGAUCAUCGUUUGCAUUUGUAAAUGCCAUUGAAGUCUUCCGUGCACCUUUGAAAUUCAGCCCUCGGAAUUACAGCAGUAGUUUCCCUUUAGUUCUACAUACAAUUUACAGGGUGAAUGUUGGAGGCCAGAACAUCACACCAGAUAAUGACAUAAUAAGGAGAAACUGGGAACAAGAUGGAUAUCUGUCUAAUUCAAACUUUACACAGAAUAGCCGAUCCCCCUCACAGACGCUUAUUAGACAGUCGGUAGAAUCUGAUGGUUUCGUUGGUGCUGAUAAUGAUUCUAUUGCUCCAGAUUUAGUUUACCUGACUGCCAAAGUGAUGACCGAUAGUCCUAAGGGGCUAUCCAAUCCCUUCAACAUAACCUGGUCUUUUAAUGUGAGUGCGGAUGCUAGACACCUCGUCCGGGUUCACUUCUGUGACAAUAUCGGUCCGGCUGGUAAUGUAGUAUUUAACUUGUAUUCAAAUGGAAACUUCAUUACGAAGGUUGGUGGACCCGCUUUCCGUUUUAAUAGCCUGUACUCGCCUUUCUACUAUGAUUUUGUAUUGAGUUCUAAUGGAUCUGAAUUCAUUAACAUCAGCAUAGGCCCUAGCAUAGGCACAACAACAAUUAACAAUGCCUUUCUAAAUGGACUGGAAAUGUUGGAGAUAAUAGAGGGACCAGCUUUAAGGAACCCUCCAGCUUCAGUUUGUAAUAAGAAAGGAAGCAAGAAGAUAAAGGUGGGUCUUGUGGUUGGUUCAGUUAUUGGAGGCCUGUCACUUAUCUGCAUUCUGAUUGUUGGAAUCUUGUUCGGUUUGAAAUACAGAAAGGCAAAGCGUGUUGAAACUUCGGAAUGGUCACCAAUGCCUGCAGUUGGAGGAGGGAGUAACCACAGCAGGUUGACUGAUGGAACCAUUACUGGUUCCCCUAUGAAUUAUCUAAAUCUUGGGUUGAAGAUAUCUUUUGCUGAACUUCAGCAAGCAACAAACAACUUUGACACAAAAUUGUUGAUAGGUGAGGGUGGCUUUGGGAAUGUCUACAGAGGAACUCUGUUGAAUGGCAGAAAUGUAGCUGUUAAGCGAGGAAAACGAGAUGAGAAAGGGUCAGGCCAAGGCCUUCCAGAAUUUCAAACAGAGAUCAUGGUUUUGUCCAAGAUUCGCCACCGUCAUCUUGUUUCCUUAAUUGGGUACUGUGAUGAAAGAUCUGAGAUGAUACUGGUCUACGAAUUUAUGGAAAAAGGGAGCUUGAGAGAUCAUUUAUAUGAUUCAAACUUGCCUCGCUUGUCAUGGAAGCAAAGGCUUGAAAUUUGCAUUGGUGCAGCAAGGGGUCUUCAUUACCUCCACAAAGGUGCAGCUGGGGGAAUCAUUCACCGUGAUGUUAAGUCCACCAACAUCUUGUUGGAUGAAAACCAUGUUGCCAAAGUUGCUGACUUUGGCCUCUCAAGAUCUGGUCCUCUCGAUGAAACACAUGUCAGCACAAAUGUUAAAGGCACUUUUGGUUACCUUGAUCCUGAAUACAUAAUGUCCCAACAGUUGACAGAAAAAUCUGAUGUUUACUCAUUCGGUGUGGUUCUCCUUGAGGUGUUAUGUGCAAGACCUGCUAUUGAUACAAUGCUCCCAAGAGACCAAAUGAAUUUAGCUGAAUGGGGAAUGCUUUGCAAGAAGAAAGGGUUGCUUGAACAGAUUGUUGACUCUUCAAUCAAGAAUCAGAUUGACCCUAGCUCAUUAAGAAAAUUUAGUGAGACAGCAGAGAAAUGCUUGCAAGAAGAUGCUAAUGAUAGGCCUACAAUGGGUGAUGUGCUAUGGGACUUGGAGUAUGCAUUCCAGCUCCAGCAAACAGCAAAGCAUAGAGAACCCCAUGAAGACAGCACAGCCAAUGCUUCAUCAGCAUUUGUAUUGCCAAAUGUUCAGCGUUUUCCUUCAGUUAGCUCCACGAUUAACAUAGAUGAUCAGGCUCUUCCCGGAUACGAUGAAUUAGAUACAACAGAAGUUGAAGUUUUCUCCCAGUUGAGAGUUGGUGAUGCCAGAUAA
Messenger RNA from Prunus armeniaca (apricot), 2532 nucleotides. The record is from the annotation of a GenBank genome assembly. Lineage: Eukaryota; Viridiplantae; Streptophyta; Magnoliopsida; Rosales; Rosaceae.